Molecule: messenger RNA, 1143 nt
Organism: Fraxinus pennsylvanica
Lineage: Eukaryota; Viridiplantae; Streptophyta; Magnoliopsida; Lamiales; Oleaceae
Source: the annotation of a GenBank genome assembly
AUGGCUUGUUCAACAUCUUCCACACUAAUCCCAACCCUAAUCCUCCUUCUUUCUUUACCCAUUUUAUUCUUCUUUUUCGCCCCAAAAAUCCUCCCGCUGCGCCAAAUCUCAAUUUCUGUACCUGAUGAACUCGAUGACCUUUCACUAUUCCAGAAGGCCAUAGCCAUGGAUUCAGCCAAUUUGUCACGUAAACACCGUAAUAGACUUCCUUCCACCAGAUCCCGACUCGGCUCCACCUUCCAACGCCCCAAAAUCGCCUUCCUGUUCCUCACUAAUUCAGACCUUCAUUUUGCGCCGCUGUGGGAACUCUUUUUUGCGAAUGUAAGCGUUAGUAAUAACCCACACGAGCAUCUUUAUAAUAUUUACAUCCACGCUGAUCCUUCAGUGAAAAUUACCCCUCCAGAUGGGGUGUUUAAGGAUAAGAUUAUACCCUCGAAGAGGACUCAGAGAUCUUCGCCUACUUUGAUUUCGGCUGCACGUCGCCUCCUUGCCACUGCGAUGCUUGAUGACCCUGCUAACGCGUACUUUGCGAUGAUAUCACAGCACUGUAUUCCGCUUCAUUCCUUUAACUAUUUGUAUAAUUUUCUAUUUGAUCUGAGAAAAUUGUCGGGAGACUUGGAGUUUCCUAGUUACAUUGAGAUCUUGUCGGAUGAGCCGACUCUAUGGGACAGGUAUAAUGCCAGGGGAGAAAAUGUAAUGCUCCCAGAAGUGGAUUUUGAUCAAUUCCGAGUGGGUUCUCAAUUUUUUACUUUAACGCGAAAACACGCGUUGAUGGUGAUCAAAGAUAGGCGACUAUGGAGGAAAUUCAAGCUGCCUUGUCUAAAUGUUGAAUCUUGUUAUCCGGAGGAGCAUUAUUUUCCUACACUUUUGUCAAUGCAGGAUCCGAAGGGAUGCACACAUUACACAUUGACAAGUGUGAAUUGGACUGACAGUGUGAAUGGGCAUCCACACACUUAUCACCCACCUGAAUUGUCCCCUGAGCUGAUUUACAGGCUCAGGGAAUCCAAUUCGAGUUAUUCCCACACUUAUUUUCAAGGACUGAUUUUUGCCUCGGAAGAAGAAAAUGACAGGCAAAAGUUGAGCCUUUACAAAGGAAGAAUGUUGGAGUACCAAGCGGAAUUUGGGUCUUCGAGAGGCUGUUAA